Oryza sativa Japonica Group (Japanese rice) is the source of this 822-nucleotide messenger RNA. The record is from RefSeq and is a predicted model, not a curated record. Lineage: Eukaryota; Viridiplantae; Streptophyta; Magnoliopsida; Poales; Poaceae.
ACCCUCCCCCAUGUGCUCUCGUCGUCUCCCCCCUCUCCAGCUUAUAUAUACACCCCCUUCUCCGGAUCGACGGCGAGGUGAGAGACAGCGCGCGCCACCGCCGCCGCCGCCGCUAUUUUCGUGUUUUUUGAUUUCACGGUGCGCGCGGUGGCCGGCCGGAGAUGCAGGCGGUGGCGGCGGCGGCGGGGAUGAUGCGGCGGGGGAGCCUGACGAUAGACCCGGCGGGGGAGGAGGAGGCGCCGGCCGAGAGGGUGGGGCGGCUGGUGCGGGAGAGCCCCGUGGUGGUGUUCGCGCGGCGGGGGUGCUACAUGGCGCACGUCAUGAGGCGCCUCCUCGCCGCCGUCGGCGCGCACGCCACCGUCAUCGAGCUGGAGGGCGGCGCGGCGGAGGAGGAGGAGGCGGCGCUGGGCGGCGGCGCCGCGCUCCCCGCGCUCUUCGUCGGCGGCGACCCCGUCGGCGGCCUCGAGGGCCUCAUGGGCCUCCACCUCAGCGGCCGCCUCGUCCCGCGCCUCAGAGAGGUCGGCGCCCUCUGCACCUAGCCCGCGGGGCCGCCACGUGUCCCAUCGUCGUCUUCCUCCGUCCUAUCCUCUCUACCAUGGCUUAGCUCCAUGCCUUCCAUGUACAUAAGCUGGGUUAUCUCCGCCAUUUCAGAAAUCUAGAGGGGGUGGGGUGAAAAAUUCCACGCCGAAAUAAUACUAAAUUUUGUUUGGGCUCAUGUGUUCUUCUGGAAAUCAAAGGGGUUUGUGAGAAAAUUCCUGGAUCUAAAUGUGAUUAUUAAACAGUACUACUAGUUCAAUGUUUAUCUUUUUACUGUUUUUAUUA